AUGCCUACUGGCUGUAUCCACCAUUCGCAGAUCCACAGCUCGAUUGACCUCGUGGACGCGGCAUCAAGCGGUUCUGUUACAGCGACACGCGGUGGGGCGGCGGAGUUGACAGACGAGGAGGGAGAAGUUGGCCCGGCAAUCGGCAUGGGAUGGGACGUCGAGGGAGGGCAGGUGUUAAAACCGCCACGCAACAGCAGUAUCUCUACAGGGGACGCCUGCAUCGGAUGCCCAGCGGCAGACGGGGCCCAGCGCAAGCCAUCGAUACAAAGCCCCCAAGAAGCCUCCGACGCGGCCUUGUUCCAGCAUCACCACGCUUGCGGCGGAGCAAAUCCAGACAAUAUCCCAGGCGAUGGCCCGGUACCGUUGGCGCCGUUCGGGACAAGCGCCAUCAGCAUUCGUAGUGGUAGUGCUGCUGCUGGCGUGCACAUGCACAAAAGGGGGGGCGGCGGCAUGGAGCUGGAGCCCGAGGCGGUGGUUGUUACGCCGUUGGCGUCGGCCGGCGCGGGAGACGUCGGUGCCGAACACGACGCAACGCCGUUGCAGAGUCGUCAUAAGGGCUCCGCCCGGAGCGGCGGGGGGUUUGGUUCACCGCGCAGCAGCAGCGGCGGCGGCGGCGGCGGCGGCGGCGGCGACGCAAGGGGCGAGACCGCUUCCGACGGGGCCGCCUCCGUUUCCGGGGUUGACGACAGCCUCUCCAGCGUCGGCGAAGGGCCGGGGGGGUUGAAGCGUAAGGACACCAUCACUUGGGAGUCGUUUUUGGCCAACAUUACGGUGACGGACGAGGCGAAAGAGGCAGGAGGGGGCGCGAAAGGAGCGGAGGCAGCGGCUGGUGCUUGUUCUGACUCUUCGCCACCGGUGGCGAUGCGAUUGACCUCCGGAGCAGCAAGCGAAGGAGUAAAGGGGUUGUUGGGGAGCGCUGCCGAACAGCCUUUGACGGCUCGCACUCGGUACCUCCGAGCGAUGGCCUCCAACGCGGGCGAUGUUCGUUGGAACGACGACCUCGACGAUGAGGACAGGAACGACGAUUGCGAUGGCGAUGGCGACAGCGACGGCGACACGGAGAGCGCGGGGUUGCCGGAGCUUUCCGAAGGCCAGCUGGUGCACCGCGCGAACGUUCAGCGCCUGCUGAGCGACCUCAGCGACAGAACGUUUUCGCCGCGAGCAAGGCACCCCGUCGACCUCGGUAGGUCGCAGUCCAUGUCUUCGGUGGGCAUGGGAUCGAUCAACAGCGUGCGGAAAAUCAUGGAGAGAGGAGUGAACAAGUUCAACGUCAACCCCAAGGAUGGGAUUGCGUACUUGAUCGACAACGGUCUGGUAACGGACAGCGCGCAGGGCAUCUGUAGCUUCUUGUGUUCAGCCGAGGGUCUCAGCAAGCGACGACUCGGGGAGUACUUCGGCAGGGAUAACCCGAAGGCCCAAGAAGUGUUGCGUCUUUUCUUGAAAGAGCUCAAGUUUAAGAACGCUAGCCUGGACGAGGCGCUGCGGGCCAUGGUGAUGAGGUUCCGUUUGCCAGGGGAGGCGCAGCAGAUGGACAGGAUAAUGGAGAGCUUUGCCGUGAGGUACCACGAGGAGAAUCCGUAUGUAUUUUCCUGCUCUGACACGGCGUGGGUGCUGGCGUUCGGCUUGAUGAUGCUCAACACCGACAUGUACAACAGAAAUAUCAAGGAGAGCGACAAAAUGACCGAGGCAGAGUUCGUUAAGAACCACCGAGGGAUUGAUCAGGGGAAGGACCCGGCCAAGGAGCUGCUGGAAGGAAUGUACAGGCGGAUUAAGGCGUCGGAGAUCCGCAUGGCCGAAGGGGAUAUGUACGAGUCUGAGGUCAUCACGUUCGUCGCGCCCAAGAAAAGUGGCUGGCUAAAGAAGAAGAGCACAGGGUACGUCGGCAAGUGGAAGCGGCACUGGUUCGUCCUGAACGAUGCUGUCCUGUACUACUUCCUCGCCCCACAGCACCAAGAUGAGGCGCCCCGCUGCAUCAUUCCCCUGGAAGGCAUCAACAUCAGCCCCAUUGGAGCGACUGACCUGUCCAUUGGCUUGAGGACCAACCAAGGCUUCGUGAAGAGCGUCAAGAUGGCGGACAACGGCACCAUGCAGCAGGGCACCCACCGCUCCUUCACGCUCCGCGCAGACACCAACAGCGAGCGAGACAUCUGGGUCGACGCGCUGCGCGCAGAGGUGCCCGCCUUCCACAUGGAGCUCUCGGCCAGUCGCUCCCUCUCGGCGACGCCGGCGACUUCGUCCGCGCCGACGCCCAUUGGAACUCCGUCGGAGUCCGGACGGCGAUCGGGCAAGUUCAGCGCCAGCGGCCGGACCCGCCGCCGCGCUACGAUCGAUUUGGAGGCAUCGAGCAAGAUGCAACCGCCGGUUAUCCGCGGCUGGGCGCGGACGCAGAGCGACCAGCACCAGAGCGGAGGGCGGCGCUACAUCGCCCUGUUUCGCGACAUCGGGCCCGACCAGCAGGACAACGUCAUCUACUUCUUCGGCGACGCGGCCAUGUGCGACAAGAUGAUCGAGCAGCACUUGCGCACGUCCCACGGGAGCCUGAACCUGUCGGACGUGACCCGGGUGCAGCUGCAGCAGGAGGAAGGCGGCGGGGGCGGGCGGGCGAUCGCGCUUCAGACCGGCGCCGGGAAGCACGUGAAGGAGGUGGUCAUCGUCCCGGAGGAGCAGCGGGAAUUCUUGGCGUGGACGAGAAACAUCAAGGAGUGCUGCCCGGGGAGCGCCUACAGCAUCGCCGCCGACUGCACGCCGAGCGCCAGCGUCGGCGCCACGGCGUUCCCCUCCGUCAACACGGUGGACUCGAACGGCGACGGCGUGGCGUCAUCGGUGUCGGUGUCGGUGAACAGCGCCAUCGCUAUCGCCGACCACAUCGGCCUGCACGACCCCCCGGCGGCGGCGGACGACGUCUUCGUUUCCGUCGGGAUCCCCGCUACCUCUACCACUGAGAGCGUGGCGGGGACUGCCGACGGCAAGGGGCAGGGCGAGGGUGCCGCCGAGGGGUCUGAGCUCCACACCCGGUCCGAGAGCAGCGUAACGCAGCCGGUGGACGCCGCCGCCGCCGCCGGGGCGGGCGGCACGGGGGCGGCAUGCGAGGUGAACAGGGUAAACACCACGCCUAGCGCGGAGACGGAAGCGUACGGCCGGUUUGAGCACCACGCGGUAUCCGCAAGCGCGCCUGAGCCUCAGAGCCCUCCCCGGGUUGGGUCGGCCUCGAGAAUCGUGCGAGAAGGCUCGAUGCCCGGCACGGACGUCGAGUAA
This is a messenger RNA of Ectocarpus siliculosus, 3255 nucleotides long. The record is from the annotation of a GenBank genome assembly. Lineage: Eukaryota; Phaeophyceae; Ectocarpales; Ectocarpaceae.